This is a messenger RNA of Jaminaea rosea, 1856 nucleotides long. RefSeq lists its product as hypothetical. Gene Ontology annotation, biological process: uroporphyrinogen III biosynthetic process. The record is from RefSeq and is a predicted model, not a curated record. NCBI's taxonomy places the organism in Eukaryota, Fungi, Basidiomycota, Exobasidiomycetes, Microstromatales. Gene Ontology annotation, molecular function: uroporphyrinogen-III synthase activity. The coding region runs from base 78 to 1712 and encodes 544 amino acids. The transcript has a single exon.
CCCGUCCGUCUUGACCUUGCUGCCCUUGACUUACUCUCCUUCCUUCCUUUCUUCCUUCCUCUACGCGCGCGCUCACAAUGGCAUCAGACCCAUCGUCCUCCUCGUCGCCAACAGCUGCUCAUCCCACCACGGUCCUCCUUCUGCGCACGCCCAUCCCGCCCGCGCAGGGCACUGACCCUUACCAUGAUGUCUUUGGAUCCUUCUGCCUGCCCUCCUUCCCUCUCUCUGCCCUCGACUCGGGCGCCGCUACACCGCUAGCCUUGCCGCCAAAGAUGCUGCCCAGUGGUCAGACGCUGGCUGAUGCGCUCGAGGGGCAGCGAGCAGAGGGACCAAGACCAGAGGAGAUGCUCCUCGGCGCACUGCAGGAACAAAAGGCCAAGCAGUCCCGUGGACGAGCUAGCUCGCCGCAGCGCAACUAUACACGCCAGCAGGCCUCGUACGACGGGACCGAUUCCAGCUCUCAGAUGGGUGCUGCUUCCUCCUCCACCACCACCUCGUCUACCGCCCCGACCUUAACGACACACCACACCACCUCCUCCCCUCCGAGAGAAUACUGCAUCGUCUCCCUCCCCGUCCUUUCUAGCCGCUCCGCAAACCAAGCGCACUUCGACCAUCUCCUAGCAGAGGGCGAAUGGUCAGGCGUGGUAGCAACAAGCAAUCGAGCCUGGGACGCCUGGCGCGAGGCCGUCAUGCGCUGUUCGGGCUGUGCGGGCAAGGAGCCAAAGCAAGAUUGGACAAAUACGCCCUUCUUCCUCAUCUCGGCACGGAGUGCUGCAAGCUUUAGGAAUAGCAAGCUCGCAGGUGUCAAGGAAGGGUGGGGACCCAAGGUCAGCAAAGUGUACGGCGCGCCAAAUCGCGGGAAAGAAGGAGGAGGAGGAGGAGGGGCCAAGGGAGGUGAUGACGAUGCUGGGGAUGCGGGAGGCAAAGGGAGCGCGGGUGAGGCCUUGGGGCAGUAUAUUCUCAAUUGGUUCCAGUAUCAGGCGCCGCCCGCCACCUCAUCCUCAGCAGAUAGCUCGUCCUCAGCACCACGUAAGCCCCUCCUCAUACUUCAGGGAGACAAGUCUCUUCCCGCUCUCACCGACCUGCUCUCGGAUAACGAUAUGGCGUACGAGACGUGCCUGGUGUACGAGACGUGCGCCGACCCUGGGAUUGGCAAAGGGUUGACCGGAGUAGAAACCCUAUUGCAAGAUCUGAGCUGGACAUCAAGAGUAGCGGCAGCAAGUAGGGCGGGAAGUAGACGGGGCAGUGGCGCGAGCCCUAAGCUGUCCCAUUCAUUGAGGAACGAGAUCAGUAUGAGUAGCGUCGAGGGAGGAGAUGCGGCGGAGAAGACGGGGGAGGAGACGACCACUACUUUGUUGGACCCACAAGAGAUGCCCGACUCCCCUUCAGCCUUACCGGUCGACAGUAACCCGCUUCACCCAAACUAUCUCGUCUUCUUCUCUCCCUCGGGAGUCGACUUUAGCGCUGAUGAGCUGCGCAAGCGGGACUGGUUGCCACCGGCGCCCUCCUCCUCUUCCUCUUCAAGGUCAUCACAACAGAGGAGUAGCGUCGAGUCAAGACCGGGGAUAGUGGCGAUUGGGGAGACGACGGCCAAGCAUCUUCGCGAGUUGUAUGGUUUGCAAGACGUCCUGGUUGCGGAUAAGCCUGAGCCGGAGGGGGUGAGGGAGGCGAUUCUGCGGUGUGAGGGUCAGAAGAGUGCGGUAUCGCUGUAAUAGGUUCAGAUCUUCAUCAACAAGCAUUGGCUGUUGCUAGUCUAUCAAGGAGAGGGGGUGAGGGAGGCGAUUCUGCGGUGUGAGGGUCAGAAGAGUGCGGUAUCGCUGUAAUAUGUUCAAAUCUUCAUCAACAAGCAUUGGCUG